GCCGCCUGUAGUUCAUGGACAAAAGCAGUCGUUAUCAUUAAAAGAUUUCCCCAAAGAAGGUUCCAGCUUUCAAGGGAAAAUUGCUAAAUAUCAGGUGAUCAAACUUCUUGGUAAAGGUGGCUUUGGUGCUGUCUUUCAAGUGCAAUCAUCGACUGAUGACAAAAUGUACGCUGCCAAGUUAGAAUCUUACAAGCAUUCACGCAAGGUCCUUUUGAUGGAUUGCCUCGUGUUACGAGGAGCUGAAAUACUGAAGAGUCCACAUUUUUGUAAAAUUUUCGAACUCGGUAAAGUGGAAGGAAAAUUUCGUUUCAUUAUUAUUACAAUGUUGGGUCCAAGUUUACAUACAUUACGAACAUCACAAGCAAGAAAUCAUUUCUCACUCGGAACAGCAUUACGAUUCGCUCAGCAAACUCUGGAAGCUUUACAGGACAUGCAUUCUAUUGGAUUUCUUCAUCGCGAUGUUAAACCAUCAAAUUUUGGAGUUGGUCGUCCAGAAACAAACGAUUUUCAUAUUGUUUACAUCUUCGAUUUUGGUCUUGCUCGACAGUUUGCUACACGAACUAAAGAUUGCCGUCUGCCACGCAAAUCUGCUCCAUUUCGUGGUACUCCACGAUAUGCUUCGUUAAACAGUCACAGAAAACGGGAACAAUCACCGAAAGAUGAUAUCGAGUCUUGGUUCUAUAUGGUCAUCGAGUGGACAGUAGGCGCUCUACCUUGGAGAAGCUUUAAAAAUCAGGAUCGUGAUAAGAUCAUGUUAAUGAAAGAGCAAAGUCGGGAAGCAGCUGGAGUAGAUUUACUUUUGGAAGGUUGUCCAUUGCCGCAUUAUCGGAUAAUCAUGCAAUAUGUUGAUAAUUUACAGUACGCUAGUAUUCCCGAUUAUGGAUAUAUCUAUUUCUUACUCAAACAUAUUGCUAAAAGGAACGGAAUAGCUCCUGAUGAACCGUUGGAUCAUGAUCCGGAACAUCCGUAUAGCGGUACCGAAACACCACCAUCAUGUUUACCUUACGGUGUGCUCAUAUCGCCCAUUCAAUCAAAAAGCACCAUUGAGGAUGAUAACAAAAAAUGA
Messenger RNA from Acanthocheilonema viteae, 1066 nucleotides. The record is from the annotation of a GenBank genome assembly. NCBI's taxonomy places the organism in Eukaryota, Metazoa, Nematoda, Chromadorea, Rhabditida, Onchocercidae.